UAUUGGGUACCUGAGAGUUCAAAGACCAAGUGGAAAGUAUUGUGUAGGCAUACCACCGAAGCUAUGCGGUGUAGAUGGGAGCUGCGAGGCAUUUACAAACCAAAAAUGGGAAGGUGGACAAUAACAAAAUACGGAGGGGACCAUACAUGUAUAUUGAAUCAAAUGUCCCUUGAACACGGUAAUUUAGAUAGAGUAUAUGUUGCUUCUUUAUUGUUAGGACAUGUAAAAUGCAACCCGUCGUACGGAAUCAAGCAUGUCAUCCAGACUGUGAAAGACCAUACCGGAUACGAUAUAGCAUAUCAAAAGGCAUGGUACAGUUUGAAAAUGGCACGUGAGAUGGUUUAUGGCACAUGGGAGAGCUCCGUUCAAAAGCUACCCAAAUACUUGGGAGCUCUCCAAAAAUAUAAUCCAGGAACGAUUGUUGAAUGGCAACAUAAAGCCCGCGACACAUCAACCGGUGCAUAUGUGAUAGGGUACGUAUUCUGGGCGUUCAAGCCGUGCAUUGAAGGGUUCCAACACUGUCGCAACCUUAUCAGUGUAGAUGGGACCCAUCUAUACACAAAGUACAAGCACAAGAUGUUGAUUGCUGCUGCCAUGGAUGGAAAUCAACAGGUACUUCCUCUUGCUUUUGCUGUUGUCGAUGAAGAAUCACUUUUAUGA
Messenger RNA from Sesamum indicum (sesame), 660 nucleotides. NCBI's taxonomy places the organism in Eukaryota, Viridiplantae, Streptophyta, Magnoliopsida, Lamiales, Pedaliaceae. The record is from RefSeq and is a predicted model, not a curated record.